Molecule: messenger RNA, 1020 nt
Organism: Arachis duranensis
Lineage: Eukaryota; Viridiplantae; Streptophyta; Magnoliopsida; Fabales; Fabaceae
Exons: 3
Coding region: 1-1020 (339 amino acids)
Biological process (GO): telomere maintenance; DNA repair
Molecular function (GO): DNA helicase activity
Source: RefSeq, a predicted model, not a curated record
AUGACUAACAAAUUAGCAUUUGAAGCGCUCGAUAGGACGUUGCGUGAUAUAAUGGGUUCGGUCUCUGAUAGGAAUAAAAAUUUACCUUUUGGUAGGAAGGUGGUCGUUCUUGGUGGUGAUUUUAGGCAGGUCUUGCCAGUUAUUCCAAAAGGUUCGCGUGCUGAGAUUGUUAUGGCUUCCAUAAAUUCUUCUGUUCUUUGGAAAUAUUGUGAAGUUUUGCGACUAACAAAAAAUAUGAGGUUAGGAAUCAGGUUUGAACAAUCAACUGCUCAGGAGUUAAGGUUGUUUUCAGAUUGGAUACUUCAAAUCGGGGAAGGUCAUUGUGGAACAGUGGUCAACGAGAAACUUUUUGUUGAUAUUCCUUCUGAUCUAAUCAUUCCUGUCUUGGAAAAUCCAGUGGAAGAUAUUGUAAAUACAAUAUACCCGAAUUUGGUUCAGAAUUUUCGUGAUCCAAGUUUCUUCCAAGAUAGGGCAAUACUCGCUCCGACUGUCGACAAUGUUGAAGAGAUAAACAAUUAUAUAGUUGAUUUGUUGCCCGGUGAGGAGAAAAAUUAUCUCAGUGCUGAUUCGAUAUGUGGUAGUGAUGCCUAUUCUGAUGUUGAUGUUGAUUGGAUAACUGUUGAAUUCUUGAAUCAGAUUAGGUGUUCUGGUCUACCUAAUCAUUUGUUAAAGUUGAAAAUAGGUGUUCCUAUUAUUUUGUUGAGGAAUAUUGAUCCGGCUGGUGGUUUGUGUAAUGGGACUCGACUUGUCGUGCGAGAUCUAGGGACAAAUGUCAUUGGUGCAGAUAUUGUUUCUGGUAGCAAUGUUGGGGACAAAGUUUUUAUCACCAGAAUGAGUAUGAUUCCUAGUGAUACGGUUAUACCGUUUAAAUUCCAACGUCGUCAAUUUUCGGUUUCUCUGUCCUUUGCGAUGACAAUCAACAAGAGCCAGGGUCAGACGUUAUCAAUGGUCGGAUUAGAUGAUGCUGGUAGGACUGAAAACGUUGUAUUUAAGGAAGUUUUUGAUAAGGUCAAAUUCUAA